AUGACUAAAACUUCAAUUGCAAUUCUUGGAUUAAACGGAUUCUUAGGUGCUCCAGUUCUUGAAGCUAUCAAUUCUGGUAAAUUUGAUGACAAGAUUUCUUAUCCAAUUAAAGCCAUUACUAGAAAAGAACCAACUACCAAAAGUGAUAAAAUUGAAUAUAUUAUAGCUGAUAUUAGUAAACCAGAAUCAAUUGAUUUAAUUGUUGAAAAAUUAGGUGAUAUUGAUACUUUUAUUGAAUUAAUUUCUCCAAAUCCUGAAAUUUUUAAAAAUAUUGAAUUAUUAUUAUCUAAAUUAAAACCAAAAUUAUUUAUUCCUUCACAAUUUGGUACUGAUACUGAUAAAGUUGAUGAAUAUGCUCCAGGAUUUUUAUCAAUUAAAGGUCAACAUUCUAAAAAUGUUAGAGAUUUAAAUAUUAAAGUUGUUGAUAUUUUAACUUCAUUAUUUGCUACUCCAGGUGCUUUUCUUUAUGAAUGGGUUGGUGCAGUUGGUUUAAAUGUUGAAACUAAAUCAAUUGAUGUUAUUGGUGAUAUUAAUCAAAAAUUUCAUAUUUCUAAAUUGGAAGAUAUUGCAAAUACUGUUCUUUCAAUUUCAACUAAUGAAAAUCCUAAUUCUUUACCAGAUACUAUUAGAAUUGCUUCUGAUGUUGUAACUCCACAAAUUGUUAUUGAUACUUAUUCUAAAAAUCAUGAUAAUGUUGAAUUUAAAAUUGCAUCUGAAAAAUCUGCUGAAGAUGCAAAAAAGGAAUUUGCUGAAUCAUUAGCUAAAAAUUUUGAAAAAGACAAAUUCCUUUGGUAUUUACAAGUUAUUCUUGCUCAAGGGUUGGAUAAUGGGUUGUAUUUCAGUAAAUUGGAUAAUGAAUUGGUUAAUCCAAACGAAUCUUUAUGGAAAUGGGGUAAAUGGUAA
This is a messenger RNA of Candida tropicalis MYA-3404, 903 nucleotides long. It is a transcript of the gene CIP1, whose product is annotated as Cip1p. Lineage: Eukaryota; Fungi; Ascomycota; Pichiomycetes; Serinales; Debaryomycetaceae. The record is from RefSeq and is a predicted model, not a curated record. Bases 1 to 903 code for a protein of 300 amino acids. The transcript has a single exon.